AUGGAUGUAUUGGCCAAAGUGACGCUUGGUGACGCAUCGCAACUUUAUCUGCUCGAAUUAGGCAGCGUAAUUCGUGGAAAUCUCACAGAUGAAAAUUCUGAUUUUUUCCAACGCAACAACGGGCACCCAUUUACGACCGUGGAUAGAGACAACGACGAUGCUGGCUCGAACUGCGCUCAGACACGGAAUCACGGAUUUUGGCAUGAAAAGUGCGGUAAUGUCGCUCUGAAUGGCCUAUACGGAGACACAACAGCGCUGCAUCGCAACAUGAUGUUCGUAUAUCAAAAUGUGACGUCAGGCCACAAGAGAAGGGUUAUUCAUCCUAAGAAGUCCAUUAUGAUGAUCAGACCUAAAUCAUCAUCCUAA
Cooperia oncophora is the source of this 366-nucleotide messenger RNA. Lineage: Eukaryota; Metazoa; Nematoda; Chromadorea; Rhabditida; Trichostrongylidae. The record is from the annotation of a GenBank genome assembly.